GGGGGGGAGGAAUGUGAAAAGCUACUUGAGGAAGGCCUCCCUUCUUCAUUCUGUUAACCAUGAGCAUUCGUGUCGACUGGCUGGCUCCGAGAUCUCAAUCAUAAACAUGUAACAAAGAGGACCAUUCUCAAUAAUCAGUUAUGGGUUGCUGGAACUUUUGGACAUUAUCUGUCCUCCCUUUGGCCGUGGUUUUAUUACUGGUUCUGUCCCAUUCCGUCAUAAUAACCUCAGGCGAAGGUAUCGAUUGUUUCAAGUGCGUCUCAAUCAAUGGGUCCAAUCCUGCCUGUGAAGAUCCUUUCCAUAAUAACUACACCCUGGACUUGCUGGAGCGACCUUGUUUGGGUGGAAGAAAAGGUCGAAACGGGCUUUUCCCGGCGUCGUCUUGCAUCAAACUGACUGGAACGUAUUCUGAUGGAGGUGGGAGGAUCACUAUUCGUGGAUGCGCUCUCGAUAGUGGCACUUUGACAACCGACACGGAAAUCAUUCGAAUGUCUCACUGUGGAAGUUUUUACUUCGAUGAAAGACACCUCCAUGGUUGCGUCCAAAGUUGUGAUGAUGUGGAUGCUUGCAACUCAGCUCCAGGACCUGGUGUGAAUACCCAUUCAUGGGGGAUCUUUCAAUUCCUCAUCUGGCCCACAUUCCUCGACCGACUCUUGAGUCAUCGAUUUUGAUCCCAUCCGUUCUUCUUUUCCCUGGACAUUCAUAAACACAUCGUUCCAAUUCACGGGAGAGAAUUACCUCCUCAAAUGAGCGGUUACUUUCUUGGCCAACCGAAUAUUCCAGUCGUCCGAUGAGCAACAUACACAAGACCCAGGGGGUACACUUGAUGAGGAAAGCAUUUGAAACAGACAGAGGCUCGAUGACAUCAUAACUGGAGAUCCCUCAUGCUUCCAAUACUCACAUGAAAAUCGUGGAAAUGUUAUCAUUUCCCAAACUAUUGCGCCAUUCAUCGAAAAUUGGACUUGGACCCCUCCCCCCCCCCCCCCACACACAUUUACUUGUUCUCGGUUGACUCAAAUCUCGCUCAUUAUAUCGAUUUCGAGGGUUUAUGGGACAGGGAACACACGUCUUGGGAUCUCAAUAUUUUUAAUUGAUCAUGGGACUCGAUAGUUGAAUCAACCACCUACUGCUUACCAAUCACUCGUAUCCAAACCGUAAUUAGUGACAUCCUUAUAAUAUUCAUCACCACAACAUUGCUCCAACACAUUCCAUCCUCAUAUACCAAACAAGAGACCACUUCUUAUACUACUAUUAUUCAUCCAUCCUACUUCCAAUCUUUUUCCACGUCCAAUGUCAAAAAUUCAAAGAAAUUAUUCUCGACAAAGCCAAUGUAGAACUCACACACAUCCGGUUUGGUUAUUCCGUCAAAGACUAAGACCGUUUUGAUGUACCCUCCAAGUCACUCGCCAAACACAAUUAGGUUGCUUAUUCUCUAACCUACUUUUAUGAGACCACAUGAUAUUUGAAAUAUAAAUCCAGAACCACCUUUUAAAA
This is a messenger RNA of Tigriopus californicus, 1494 nucleotides long. RefSeq lists its product as uncharacterized. The record is from RefSeq and is a predicted model, not a curated record. NCBI's taxonomy places the organism in Eukaryota, Metazoa, Arthropoda, Copepoda, Harpacticoida, Harpacticidae. Gene Ontology annotation, biological process: positive regulation of voltage-gated potassium channel activity; regulation of synaptic transmission, cholinergic; sleep. The transcript has 5 exons. The coding region runs from base 141 to 671 and encodes 176 amino acids.